AUGGAGACACAGAAAAGUCAACCAGAAAAACAGCAGUCAGCAGCAGCCCUGGAUCCUGCCCUCACUUCAUGUCGAAAGAAGAAGAAGGAUGAUGCCACUUUUUUGGAGGAUUGGAAGGAUCAUAUCGAUGAGUUCAUUCGUGCAUCUAUGGAAGAGCACAAAGCUUGUUUUACUAAGAAUAUGAAGAAGUUGUUUGGAAUGUCGAAGAUUGCUGCAGAGAGGAGUGCUGAUGCUAAGGAAGUCGAAAGUUCUCUGUCUCUCCAAACUACAGUGGCAAAGUAG
Dovyalis caffra is the source of this 282-nucleotide messenger RNA. NCBI's taxonomy places the organism in Eukaryota, Viridiplantae, Streptophyta, Magnoliopsida, Malpighiales, Salicaceae. The record is from the annotation of a GenBank genome assembly.